Ruditapes philippinarum (Manila clam) is the source of this 9347-nucleotide messenger RNA. RefSeq names its product rho GTPase-activating protein 10-like. Lineage: Eukaryota; Metazoa; Mollusca; Bivalvia; Venerida; Veneridae. Gene Ontology annotation, cellular component: cytoplasm. Gene Ontology annotation, molecular function: GTPase activator activity; protein binding. The record is from RefSeq and is a predicted model, not a curated record. The coding region runs from base 111 to 2837 and encodes 908 amino acids. Gene Ontology annotation, biological process: signal transduction. The transcript is spliced from 30 exons.
GACGCAUGCGCAGUGUCAUAACUUAAAAUGAGCAGGAAGAGAGAUUUGUCAUAAUAAUUUUUGUAAACAUUUCUAUUUUCUGCAAAUUUGGUUGGAUUAAGCGAUGUAAAAUGGGACUGGAUCCACUAGAGUUUUCGGACUGUCUUACGGACAGUCCGAUUUUUAGAACGAAAUUGCACGAGCAUGAAAAAGAAUUGGAAAGAACAAGCAAAUCUAUCAAAACAUUAAUCAACGAUGGAAAGGAUUUGUUAAGUGCAUCUAAACAUCUGGCAAAGGCUCAGAAACAGUUUUCCAACAGUUUAAUGGAUUUUAAUUUUGAAUGUAUUGGACAGCAACAGACAGACGAUGAAAGAUUAAUUUCGGGAGCAUUAAAAGAAUUUGGUUCAUUGAUGAGCAGAAUAGAAGAUGAAAGAGAAAGAAUGCUUGAGAAAGCAAAUGAGCAGUUCAUCAAACCGUUGGAACAUUUUAGAAAGCAACACAUUGUUCAAGCAAAGGAAGGUAAGAAGGCCUUUGACAAGCAGACACAGAAAUUCUGUGCAUCAUUAGACCGUUACUUGAGUUUAAAAACCAAAGUUCCAGAUUCACAGUUACAAGAGAAUGAUGCUCAGUUAGAACUGGAAAGACGAGGGUUUUAUGAACAGUCUAUGAAAUAUGUGUUACAGUUACAAGAGGUGCAGGAGAGGAAAAAAUUUGAAUUUGUUGAAAUACUUCUUGUGUUCAUGUACAGUUUGCUUACAUUUUAUCAUGAAGGUCAUGAAACAGCUGCUGAUAGUAAACCAUAUUUAGCCACCCUUCAACAUACAUUACAAAAGACACGGAACAAUUUUGAGACAACAAGGGAACAGGCAGAGAGUCUGAUGUUGAAAAUGUUGGAUUGCCGUGGCAACCUUAUAUCGAGCUCAUACCAGAAUUAUGCAUGGCCAGAUUUAAUCAACCAGACUGCAGAGAAGCCACAAUCUUUGAGCUUAACAUCAAUGGUGAGACCGAUGGACCAAACUGGGUCAUUACGUGGUACGUGGACUAGACAAGGCUAUCUCUACCUCAUGGAGAAAAAGGCAUUGGCGAAUUCCUGGACAAAGUACUGGUGCUGUUACAAUAAAGACACAAAAAAAUUCUACAUGUUGCCUUUUAAUCAAGCUACUGGCAAAAUGAUGCCAAACGGGGAGACUGUUACCUUGCAGUCUUGUACAAGGAGGGCGUCGGACUCUAUAGAUAGAAGAUUCUGUAUAGAUCUUUCUGUGAUGGAAAAAACUAGUGUUCUAACAUUCCAAGCAUUAUCGGAGGAAGAUAGAAAGCUAUGGAUGGAUGUGAUGGAUGGUAAAGAACCAAUAUACAACAAGCCUCAUAGUACUACAGAAGAUUCAUCAUUGGAUGAAGUAGGAUUUAACUUUAUCAAAAGAUGUUUGUGUGCAAUAGAAAAUAGAGGUCUUGAUGACCAGGGUCUAUAUCGUGUGGUGGGGGUCAGUUCUAAAGUAAACAAACUUAUAACAUUAGGUCUGGACAGGAAGAAAGCUGAUAAACUGGAUCUGAAUGACCCGACGCAGUAUGAGACUAAAACAAUAACUAGUGCUGUAAAACAUUAUCUCAGGACACUUCCAGAACCAUUAAUGACAUUUAAAUUACAUGCUGACUUUAUAUCUGCUGCCAAACGGGAGUCCCAGAAUUUACGACUGCUGGAUAUACACACUCUCGUACAUAAACUUCCAGAGGCUAACUUUGAAAUGUUAGAUCUUAUAAUAGCUCAUCUUAGAAGAGUGUCCCGAAAUGCUGAUAAGAAUUUAAUGACUGUAGCGAAUCUUGGUGUUUGUUUUGGUCCGACGUUGAUGCGGCCGGAAGAAGAGACUGUAGCGGCCAUUAUGGACAUCAAAUUCUGUAACAUUGUGAUAGAAAUACUAGUUGAACAUUAUGAUAUGGUUCUCUUUUGCAAGGAAUUGACAAUUUUUAAACAAGCCCCUGAGGAUGCUGAACUACGCACUAAUUUAUCGAAGAAUCAGUCACAAGAGCAAAAUGCAAACAGACGUAUAAAAUCAAUGGCUCCCGGCCCGCCUGUAAAUCAUAUGAGUAAGCCUACACAUGUCACAGCAACUGCACAGAGUGUGCCGCAGUCGCCUCGGCAAUAUGCAAAUAUAUCUUCCGGUCUUCCAUAUUCACAGCAGCAACAACAACCGCCGCCGCCUAACAGGGGAAAGUAUAGGCCUGUAGAUGUGUAUAAUCCUACUACAGGAAGUUUUGAGACUCAAACAAAUAAUAGCAUCAGUGGAAGCUCAGAGUCCCUGAACUCUAACCAGUCUAACCAUGUGAACAGUUCUCCUGCCUUAAACCAGUAUGACCCGUCGCGGCGGGGCUAUCCUGUGCGAGGCCCCGGUACAGGGCCGGUGUACUCUAACAUCAACGUCAGUGAAUUAGGUCACAAAUGCCCUGUUGAAAAAAUAGAGUUUGAAAACACAAAAUUAAAUGCAAAUCGACUGAUUUUGUCAACUUCAGAUGUUCCUACUUUUGGAAGCAUCAAGAAAAGGACAUCUAAUGAUCACUCAACAAAUGUUAUGUCAACAUCUAUGCAAGGUACGCCAACUUCAGGAAGGACUUCAGUGAGCAUGACAGGAAGUGUUUCAGGAAGUCUGGGAGGUGGUUCUACAAAUAGUAACAACUCACAGUCGAAAAGGAGAAAUGUACGGACAUUAUACCACUGUGAGGCUGAGAAUUCUUCAGAAUUGUCGUUUGAGCCUAAUGAGAUUAUUAAAAAUGUGAGACCAUCCAAGGAGCCGGGCUGGCUAGAGGGGUCGCUGAAUGGCAAAGUUGGCUUGAUUCCAGAAAAUUAUGUUGAGUUUAUAGACUGACAAGUGUAAGACUCGACUCAUUCUGCCAGACAUACUGUGAAGUGACUUAUAUAGCAGUACAGUAUAGACCUGCUGUAUUUAAGAAACUUCUAGAUGGUCACCCCUCCCUGGUGCUUUUUCAUUUGGAGUGAAGCAAUAUGUGAACAUGUUUGGAUAUGUUCUUUCCUUGUGGGUCCUGCUUAUGUAAUGACUGUGUAUUGAAAAUAGUUCAAGGCCAUAUAUUAUAUUAAGACUGGCCAAAUGUUGGAAUUGUGAAAGCCACAAAAUAGGAAGUAUUGAACUAUUGUUACAUUUUUCUCUCACACAUAAAUUAGCCAUACAAUGUUCAGUAUAUUGUAUAAUAAGUUACUGUUGAACUGGUUAUAUUCUGAUUAGAUAAAUUUUCACAUUUCUUCAUUCAUCACUUUCAUUUGUGAAUAAAUAUGUAAGCUUGAAAUUGCAAAUAAGUAAAUACACUAUUCAGCAAUACUUUCAGUUUUUGAAUAAGAUGAUAAUGCAAAUUCAUAAAUAAAAAAGACUCAACAUUUUGGUCAAAAAUGCAAAAUUAUUGUCUACAUGAUAUCAAGGUGUCCUAAAAUGUUUUAGAAAAGUAUUGAAAAAAAAAUGUACAAAAGUCAUCGUUAAUGUAUAAUUUUUAAGCAUAUAAUUGAAUUUGGUGUAUUUGAACUAUUUUCAAGAAAUAAUGAAAUAAGUUUAAGACACUGUUUUCUAUUAAUCAGUCAUUUUACAUUGUAAGAAAAACAUUUAUUUUAUCAAUAAUAAUAUUAUAAUACUCCCUAAAAUUUGAUCAUUGUUUUAUUAUUCUUGAGUUAUUGCAGAUAGUACAUGUAGUAAGGUUAAUUCUUUGUUGAUAAUGCAAAUCAAGGUAGAUAUCAAGUUUUUAAUAUGUAAUGUGAAAAUAAGUCAUCAGUUUCAUUAUUAUGCUGCCAAGAUAGAUAACUCUUACAUCUGAAAUAAGCAGGUUAUUUUAGAGUGACAUCCCUUUGAUAUGAUAAAAUUCAUAGUAAAUACACAUUCACUUUCCUUGAUUCUAUCUAGUGUAGUAAAAUCAAGGCAAAUAAUGGUAAAAUUGACAUUUCAUGCAUUUAGUGUGGCCAGGUAUAUGUAGUGUUCAGUUUUUGAAUUUACUUAGCUAUACAAAAAUAUAUAAUUAAUAUAUUACAAAAUAUAUAAUAAUUGUAACAUGCAUGGAUUUUACAUGAAACUAAAUGUGUUUUAUUGCUUUAACAAUGAAUGUAGACACCUGAGGUAAAUUAAAGAGUGUCUCAAAUUUUUAAAUCGUUAUUUACAUAGUACAUACAUACAUGCUGUGAUAUAAACACUGUGUAAAAGAUUAUUUUGAAAGCGGGUCCUAAAAUGAAUGUUUUGCCCAAGUCACUUGUUUGAGGCUAAGCCUCGAGGUUAUCAAACUUUUUUUCUAAGUUAUGUCUUAAAGGAACUUCACUGAGGUCCAAAAGCCAAAAAAAUAUGAAAUUAGAAUUUCUUACAAAUACCGGCAUGAAAACUCGAUAACUUGAAGAAAUAUACACAGAAACAUGUUGAAAGUUGUGUUUCUGUGCUAUUUUUAGCCUGAUUUAAGUUUCGGGUCAUUUUCAACAUUUCGAAUAAUGAUUCUGGAGUCAGCCAAUGAUCUGAAAUUUUGCACAUAAGUUAUUGGUCUAGAUCUACCUCAAAUGGAAGAAUAAUCUCAAAAACUUAUUUCUAGUCCUGUCAUGUAAAAAAAAAAUCUCAGUGGAGUCUCUUUAAAUCUCAGGAUUUUCAUUGGUUAGUGAACAUUCUACAGCAGUUUCUGACCAAUCAGAUACUCGAGAUCUGAGUUUGAGCUGGGAGGAUUUCUUUAUAAACCUUUGACCCUGGAGUAGAUGGCAGUCUUCAUUUUUCUUCAGUAAAUCUCCAUGAUCUUAGAAUAUUCAACUGACUAACUCUAAGCAAAAAUGAAAUGAAUUCGUAUCAACAAGGCAAAGCAAUCCAGUUGAAUAAACUGAUUUUUUUAAUUUAUUUAUAUUUUACACGCAUUUGUCAUUUUGUAAUAUAUUCUGAUAUGCAAAAUAAAGUGUAUAUAAUUUCUAGGUGAUACAUGUAUGUUGUAGGUAUCAUUUCUAUCAGUAAUGGGUGUAUUAAAAUUGUGGCCAGUUUAUCAAAUAUAGGUUUAGAUAUUUUUUUUCAUUAAACGUUACGUUUGUUUAUUGCUAGUUUUGAUAUAUAAUUGUGCUAUGUUUUUCUCCACCGUGUUUCAAACUUGUAUGUGUACAAGGCACGUGUAGGGAGAGCCAUCUUAUUUUCACGUUCCACUAGAAUACAGAACUCUUGCCAUUAAUAUUUACACAGUUAUGUCCCUUCAUUCUUUCUUUCAACUUGAAAUUCUGUUUCUGUUUUUCUGUACUUUGACUUUUUUUCAAGAUAUUGCUUUGAAACAUUGUAUACUUACAUGAAACAUGCAUACCAAUUUUAUUGUAAGGGUAAGUAACUCUGUCAUGUAUUUUGACACAAUUUUCCCAUUUUGAUUUUAAAAUUUUCAUUGGCCUGAUUUAAUUCUAACGUCAAGUACUACAAAAAAACAAAGUGAAUUGCCUUAAAAACUUUUUCCGCUCUUUCAAUGGAUAAUUUUACAACACACAUUUAACUUGCUGGUUGAAAAUAAUGCUACAGAUUUGUGUGUGAGUUCUUUAUUAUGGCAGAAUUUUUUUUAUCAUUUAAUUCAUUAAAGAGGGGUAAGGAUUAAUUACAAAAUAUUAAACAAAGGUAAUCGUUGAUAUUUAUGCUACAGAUUCUUGUGUGUUCAUUAUUUUGGCAGAAUUUUUCAUCCUCUGGUUCAUUAAAGAAGGGGUAGGGAAAUAAGUUUAACAUAUUAAACAUAGGUGUUCAUUGUACAAUGCAAUAAUGCUAUGGAGGGAACAAAGAAAGCUUCAUGAAAUAUACACAUUUCAUUUUCUUUCCUCGUAUUGGUAAAAUGUGAGAAUACAUGAAAAGUGUUCUUUUGUAUUUGUUGAACUUUGCUUUAUAUGAAUUAUACAAUUGUAGAUACUUUUACCAUUAUGUCACAAUACUGUUAAAACAGACAUUUACUCACGUUCAUGAAGUUUCAAAAGUUCUGAAAUUCAUGUAACAUUCAUAACUUCAAGUUUUAUUUUUCUUGAAAUAUAUUUGUUGAUAUAUCUAUCAUGCAACCAAGAAUAUCAAUGGGUGCUUUUUAGGCCUAAAACAUUUCUUUUCUGAACACUUUUGUACAAUACACAAUAUAAGUAUCAUUUGAUAAUGGUGUUUUGUAGAACCAAAACUUAAAAUGUUGUCAGUAACUGAUCUUACACUGCAUCAGGGUUGAUGUGGUCCCCCUCCCCCCAUUUUCUUGAGAUUUUGAAGAUUAUAAAAUUCUCUAUUUUUCAACCAUUUAUCAAAUGAACAAAUAUUUCUGAUUAUUCAUGGGAAUCAUAGCUCAAAAUGUUUAAAAUUUGAUUAAAUGAGAAAACAGUCUAAAUUUUUAGUUUCUGAUUGGCUGAAAUCUGUCAAUGAUUUGAAAUUGACCAAUGAGAAAGAAGCAGCUCCAAAGUGGUUCUCAGAUUAUGUUUUUCUAUUUUCAUAAACAUACUUGUCUGUAUGAACAUCAUUAAUUUACUAGUCUCUGAUAUUCCAUCACAAGCUUUAAGUGCAAUGUUUAUAUUUCUAAUUGUAAGGAAAAACUAAAAAUAUGUGUAAUAUUUGCAUUGUUUUUCUGUGAAAGAAGGCAUCUUAUAAAAAUGCAUUUAUUAUUACCAUGCAAACUUCCCAAAUUUUUGUUUGAUGUGAUUUUUUGUAUAGGUUUUUUUAUCAUGUUUUUUUUUUUUUUUUUUUUUAACAUUUUAUUAUCGAGUGCUCUAGCCGAGAUGUUUCAGCUUAUUAAGGCAUUUCUGAAGAUUAUGUUUUAAAUUAUUGUCAUUUGUUAUGAAUAAUAUAAAAUCGUUCUGUUUUGAGCAGAUUCAUUUUAUGAUUUAAAAGUGGAAUACAUGGUUUUGUUGUUAGUGAGAUAUUACCCGGAUCCACCUGAACUUUUAAAAUGGACUUGUCCAGCUUUCAAACUUGGAAGUGUCCAUAAGAAAUUUUGGGGAUACUAUGAUAUGAUGAAAGUUUAAACUUCAGGUCAGCUUACAGUAUAGAGCCUAGUCAGACUGGGUGGAUGUGCAGGCUGGCCUGGUUUUAUUCUAUUGGUAAAGGCUGAUCAUUUUUCAGGGUCUAAAAGAGUAAGGGAUUAAAAUAGCAUUAAAGUUCAUAGUUACAUAUAAAAUUUCACUUUUCAAAUUUUUGAAAUAAUUCAGGUAAAAAGAAAAUACUGUAGGUGAAAUGUAUUGACAUAUGUACAGUGAAACCUUUCUACAAAGACCAGUAUCAUGGAAAUAGUAAAGGUGUUUGUUUGGGUCAAGUUGUCUCUGUAAAGAAGUAAUUUUUCACCAUAUUAAUUUUUAUUUGAUUUGGGUAAAAUACUGGUUUAAAAUGACAGGAUUUUAUAUGAUAUUGUUUAUGUCUUUUUUUGUUCAAGAGUGGGGCCUCUAUGGUAGUGUGGUUAUUUGUUUUUGACUAUGAAUUUCUGAAAAUUAUCUCUAGAUAGCCAGGUUGAAUUGUUUCAUGGAAGGGACCUGCCAUACUGGCUACGAAAGAUUUAGUUUUACUCCAGUGCUUGCUAUUGUCUGAAAUAAUGCACCAAACUUUUUCCUCUAUUAGUAGAGCUGUAAAUUCCCCCAUAAGAACUUUUACCAUAAUGGUGUGAUUUAACAGGUAUCCAUCCAACCUUAUUUGGCAAAAGAAGCAAAGUUUUGUCUGUGUUUAAAUGAUGCAUAAUACUUUGAAAAAUGAUACUUAAUGUUCUUUUAAAGUUAGAAUAAUAUAUUUUGAAAUUUUUUGUUCUCUAUAUUAUAGGGAUUUUUCUGUUAAAAUGUUUUGUUUAUGGUCUAAAUGUUUUCUUUGUAUGGUUUGUAUUUGCCUAACAAUUACUGUUGAAUCUUUGUAUGACAUGGGAAGACCGCAUUGUUGUCCCAGAUAUAAAAGGGGAGAUAAUCUGGUUGUAUCAACCAUUAUUCAUUGAAGUCUCAUUAUACAGGGGUGAAUGUUUUGAAGUUUUGUGUAUAUCGGCAGAUGUCUUCAUUUCUUUUUCUUAUAUUAAAUGUUAUGUAGAAUUUGUAAAUUUUAAAGAAUACAUUUCAUGAUGAUUUUCUUCUGAAAUGUCUCUUUGGGGACAAAAUUGCACACAUUUGUUGUUCUUGUAGCAAAGUAAUUUUGACUGUAGUUAUUUUAGGGUCAUAGACCUGAUCAUCUGUGACAGGAUGAUUUGGUACAUAUCUGUGAUAUUUAAGGCCGAAAGAAAAAUCUGUUUGAUUUCAAUAUGUUCAAUGUAUUGUCUUUAUAGAUUCUUUUUUUCAGAUUUGAGCUCCAUGUUUUGUAUGGGUAGGUGUAAUAUAUCUUUGGUGAUGUCUGUGCAUUUUUGAUCACCUUAAAGAUCUGUAACUCAUUUUUUUAUGGUUUUAUAUCAUAAAUAUAAUGCUCAAAUGAAGAUUCAUGUAUAUUGUAAGUUCCAAAAAGCAUUAUUUAUAAAGAUAUUACCGAAUUUACAUUUCAUGUUAAAAAGGGAGGUAAUAAGUUUUUUUUUCUAUAAAGUCUAAGUCAAAUUUUUCAAUAAGAAAUGAAUGCACAUAUUUAAUGAUUACAUAUAAAAUAUCAAAUAUUUGCAGUACAUAUUGACAUAUUCUCCGAUGUUCGAAAAUUGUUUUAGAAGCAUACAGUAAAUAUAUAUAUCCAUAUGUUAAAUUUCACUCAAGUGUGGUUAAAAUCUUAAUUAAAACAUACAGGAUCUUUAAAACUUUAACCCAAAUAUAAUUCAUGUUUUAGAUUUGGUUAAGGUUAAUUAUAAUCUGUUACUAAAAUCGGCAUAUGUCAAUUAUAUAGAUUUUUAUAUCCCUCCUAAAUUGUACUAAUUUGAUACCAUUUCAUAUUUAAUAGUUUUGUUUAAUUUAUUAAUUGAUAAGGAGUCUUGAUGUUAACCUGUUAUUAUAGAAAAUAUCUAAAAUUGGCUUGUUCAUCUUUUAAUCUGGAACAUUCAUCAUUUUUAGGGAAAACUGAAUUUGUACUAACUAAGUAGCGAACAGUGUUGACUAUGAUUAGUUUACCUGGAUGUCCCAGCGGAGUAACCUAUAUAAACUUGAGAAAACUUAUAAUGUUAUAGCUCUCUCCCCAGGCUGCUCUCCUCACGUAAAUUUUGUGCUAUAUUAACAUAUAUUCUAUAUGUAACGUUGCUUCACCUCGUUUGUUAUUUCAGUUUUCGGGUUGCUAAUAUGCACUUUUACCCCGGAAGACACUUAUUACAUGUACAGAGUAUUAAUAAUAUAAAAAUUACGUCAUGGGCAUUUACUAAAAAUUCUCAUUUUAUCAUAUCCAUUAUCUUUGUUGGACUACAAUCAUGUACAAUGUAUUUCAGUCUCAUUUUGUUUGAAAUUUACAGAUUAAACAAUGUUGCUAAUACUGAUAUGAAAUUUAUUAACUGUCAAA